CGGCCUGGGGGGAGGGCGAACAUCGCUUCAGAAAUGAACAACUUUUUACGAGACGUUCUCGAUCAGAAUUUUCCGAUAUGAAAGAGGAUGAUCACAGCUCACAACGGAGACAAUCACUGGAAAGAGCAACAGAACUUCAGAACAACAGAACAGCAAUCAGUCCGACUCUGAACGGACAAAGAUUGAUCGAGUUCCGGCUCGGCCAGGAGGGCGACUCGAAUCGAGGGGAGGGACUGGAGGUCGCCUCCGCCGAACUCAUGGUGCGCGCCGAGACGGUGCCCCAUGCGCGGCACCUGCGCUAUACGCUGUGGGCCUUCACCGUCGGAGACAACGCGACCGUCGGCGCGCUCGCCGGCGCCACGAGGAGGGAUGCGGCGCGCGCUUGGCAGCGGCUCGAUGUGACCGCGGCUGCGCAGCGCUGGGCCGCCGCCGGGGCGCUGACGCCGCUGCGUCUGCUGUUGGACUGCAGCGGGUGCGGCGGCCGCGUGCGCCUGCGGCUGGGCGGCGGACAGGCGGCGCGGCCCUUGUUGCGUCUUCGCCUGAUGCCGCCGCCCGCUCGUCGUCGACGGGCGCUGGACUGCGACGGGUCGGAGCAUGGCCGGUGUUGUCGACAGACCUACUACGUGAGCUUCCGCGCGCUCGGGUGGGACGACUGGAUCGUCGCGCCAGAGGGCUACUACGCCAACUACUGUCGUGGGGCCUGCGCGCCCUUCCUCAACUACCACUCGCAAGUGGUGGAGGCGGCGCGGCUCGAGCGCGCCGCGUGCUGUGCGCCUGUGCGCUUUUCGGCGCUGUCGCUCAUCUACUUCGGCGCCGACUCGAACAUCAUCAAACGUGACCUGCCCGAGAUGGUGGUCGAGGAGUGCGACUGCCCGUAGCGGUCGCGUCCGUAGCCCGCCGCUAGCCGCGCCGCCCCGCCGCUCUCCGCCGCCGGCUCGCCCGCCGCGGCGCGCUUCUGCCGCUCUCGAAUCAGAUUUACUCCGAAUAAUAUUCUCGACUUGUGUAUAUUUUGUUCCUCGCGUUCGAAAAACUAUAUCCUAAAUCGAAUAAAUAAAUCUCAGUCUACAUAGGGUCGUUCGCGUUACCGUAUUGCAUGUUGUGUGUCGUCCAGCCACGCCUCGGGAUGACGCGUCCCGCCAGUGCCUCUAACACUUAGUUCGGUCGUGUUCUAGUUGCAGUAAACAAUGGACUGUCGCGCUGUUAGUUGUCGGUGCUCGGUGUCGGUGACUGAGUGCGACAUGCGACCGGAGUGCGGCGCGACAGUGCGGCGUGCGAUGCGAGCUCGCGAGGCCG
Bombyx mandarina (wild silkworm) is the source of this 1293-nucleotide messenger RNA. It is a transcript of the gene Actbeta, whose product is annotated as inhibin subunit beta. Gene Ontology annotation, cellular component: extracellular region. Gene Ontology annotation, molecular function: growth factor activity; cytokine activity. Lineage: Eukaryota; Metazoa; Arthropoda; Insecta; Lepidoptera; Bombycidae. The record is from RefSeq and is a predicted model, not a curated record.